UCGUGAGGGAGGCAGCGCCAGGCAAGACCUGUGGAAGCAUAGUUUCACCAUAGACAACUUCCAUGCCACCGCUGAUUUUUCCCCAUAGCGCCUGAGGCGGCAUAGAGGCAGCACAGGGGCAGGGUGGCCCAGCCGUGUGCACCCACGACCCUGUACGACUAGGUGUCGCUCCAGAGGCCCUUUCCCCCACUGCGGAGCCUACGAAGCACAACUUGCAAGAAAAGCCAGUGGGAGUGGGAAAGACCCUGCCUAUGCUUCUCUCAAACUGAGUCUAUGAGGAGAAGAGCUUAUCUCACCAAAGGGAAAAGCUAUUACUGGUUCUAAUACCCUUCUUUAGCCCACGUCAGUGGCCUGAUCCAGUACUUACCAUUCAUGGGGGAACAUCCUCUGGAGCCCUAUGGUCCUUCCCAAUCCUGCUAAAUUCCUGGGAAAUAGUGGCGAAGUACUGAGCCCAGAGAAAACAACGUGGGAUCCACAGAACAACAGCCUUUUACAGCAGCAGCCACUUCUGAUUAAAUUUAUCAGCUUCACCAGACUGCACCAAGACGCAAGAUUGCUCCUCCAAGGAAAGAGAGGACUAAGCAAUGAUGAAGACCAUGUCUGGUGGAAACUGCACCCUGAAUGUGCCAGCCAAGAACUCGUACCGCAUGGUAGUGCUGGGAGCUGCCAGAGUGGGGAAAAGCUCCAUUGUCUCACGCUUUCUCAAUGGCCGGUUUGAGGACCAGUACACUCCCACCAUUGAGGAUUUUCAUCGCAAAGUCUACAACAUUCGGGGAGAUCUGUAUCAGCUGGACAUCCUGGACACCUCUGGGAAUCACCCUUUCCCUGCUAUGAGGAGGCUUUCCAUCCUGACAGGAGAUGUUUUCAUCCUGGUAUUCAGCCUGGACAACAGGGAAUCCUUUGAUGAGGUCAAGAGGCUCCAGAAACAGAUCCUUGAGGUCAAAUCCUGCCUGAAGAACAAGACCAAGGAAUCAGCUGACCUCCCCAUGGUGAUCUGCGGAAAUAAAAAUGACCACAGUGAAAUCUUCCGCAAGGUACGCUCAGAUGAAGGUGAGAACCUUGUCUCCAGUGAUGAAAACUGUGCUUACUUUGAAGUUUCAGCCAAGAAGAAUACCAAUGUGGAUGAGAUGUUCUAUGUACUCUUCAGCAUGGCCAAGCUACCUCAUGAGAUGAGCCCUUCCCUCCACAGGAAAAUCUCCAUCCAGUAUGGUGACCCUUUCCAACAGAAAUCCUUCCAGAUGCGCCGAGUCAAGGACAUGGAUGCCUAUGGCAUGAUCUCUCCCUUUGCUCGCCGGCCAAGCGUCAACAGUGACCUGAAGUAUAUCAAAUCGAAAGUUCUCAGAGAAGGUCAGUCCAGGGAAAGAGAGAAAUGCACGAUCCAGUGAAGGCAGCUUGCACUUCUGUCUGAAGUCGUCAUCCACAUGCAGUGCCUUAAAGAAAAAUGGUCUGUGGUGGCACAGAAUGGGCUCAUGGGUUCAUUGAGAAAACCCAGCAUGGAGAAAGAAUAACUCUUCCUGUGGAUUAUGCUGAGUCACAAAUGUAAAUAACAUCAUCCUUGUAAACAACCAGGAAAAAUCAUAUGUCUGAGAUAUGAGUGCAUUUCUCUGCCUUUGUACUGUAGUUCCCCUUCAUUCCCUUUUUUGUUUAAAGAAUACAGACCUGAGAAGACUUUUCAACCUCAUCCUUACAAUGAAAGUACGUCAAAAAUGCACAGAAGGCAUUAAAAGCCACCCAGCAUGCAGCUCUUGCUAAAAGAGAGGAGUGUGUGUGUGUGUGUGUGUGUCUGUACAUAUGUGUGCAUGCAUGUGUGGAGCACUCCUUUAAAAAACUGGGACUUGCAUUUCAAAGGGAAGCAGUCUUAACUGAGGUUUCCCAGAUUGGGAGUAGACUCUAGAUAAGAACACAUGACUCUAACUUGCUUCUGAGGGGACCUGCGUUAAGAUGGUCUUUAUUUUAUGUUUGUUGGGACAAUUACCAUUUGACAUGGACAUGAAUGUUGUUCUGUAUUAUAGAUUUUAUUUGGGAUUUUUUUUAAUUUUUUUUUUUAUUGUCUGGGGUGGGUUCUUAGCAAAAUCAGAUGGCAAGUGCAUUUGACAUCAAAACAGUGUCUUGCUAGCAGUGGAAGUUGUUUUUCAUCUGUAAAACUAUAUAAUACAUACAUUGAUUGAAAGUGAAAUUGUUCUGCAAAAAGCCAAUACAUUGGACUGCUUUGAAAGUCUGGUGUGAUUGUUUCUCAAAGCAGCAACACUGACUCUGAAUACCAUAAUACAAAUGUAACUCUUUGCCUUGCUAGCCACCAGAGCAAUGGUUCCUUCCUCUGCCUGUAUCAGCUGAGACUGACCAGAUUCAUAUGUAGCCUUAGACCACUUCAGAGGCAGGAUUGGGUUUUCCUUCAAAAUUAAGAACUGAACAGUGGUAGGGCCAGCUCCAUCAUAUUUCUUCUGUUAACAUGCCUCUAGGCAUUUCAUUCGUGGUUUUCUCUGUUGUCUGAUAAAAGGUUGCCUUGAUAGAAACCUGUGCACUGCAGAAGUCCUUCAGAAGAGAAGUUUUGCGCUGACUGUCCAAACAGGGCUGAACUGGCUGGCCAGAUAAAUCUGGGGCCAUCCAUUUACUUCUUCCCUUUAUCAGCCCAGUCUAGGCUUCCUUGUCUUUAGCUCUCUCCUUGUUCUGCUCUGGCUUUGUUGUUUUAUGUGCUCCUUUAUGUCCUCAAAGCCCAAUAUAUUCUCUCAGAUGUGAGCUUGCUACUCUCACUGACUGGAAUGAGAUGUGUGCAGACAUAACUGUGGGAAAAGCAUGGCCCCAAGACUGUACGCAACAGUAGAGUUAUACAUACCUCAGAAUUAUCUUCAGAUAUCUUGUCCCCUGACUCACUCUCAAAUUCUGUUCUUGGCUGUAUCUGCCUUGCUGUGUCCUGGACAGAGCUGUGAGCUAGUUCGUGCUAUAAUUUGACAGGAAAUCUAGAAUGAUGGUUGUCUGUAAAGUUUUACAAACUUAACCUCUGGGACUCAAAAUCCCAUAUUCAUUUAUCAGCUUCACUCUUCAUUAGUGCUGUAUAUUGACUGGUAAAAUACAGUGUUCUUUUAUUCCUGUUGCCAGGGCAGCACCUUUCAGACCACAUUUCCCCUCCCUAUCUA
Molecule: messenger RNA, 3134 nt
Organism: Athene cunicularia (burrowing owl)
Lineage: Eukaryota; Metazoa; Chordata; Aves; Strigiformes; Strigidae
Gene: RASD2
Product: RASD family member 2
Exons: 3
Coding region: 585-1385 (266 amino acids)
Molecular function (GO): GTPase activity; GTP binding
Source: RefSeq, a predicted model, not a curated record